Cuscuta campestris is the source of this 961-nucleotide messenger RNA. The record is from the annotation of a GenBank genome assembly. Lineage: Eukaryota; Viridiplantae; Streptophyta; Magnoliopsida; Solanales; Convolvulaceae.
UUAUAUAUUCCUUAAAAUCAAUUCCCAUUUGCGUUAUAAAACCGCCUGUCACCGUCACUGGGCGUGUGCUCUUGAGGAAAAAGAAGAAGAAAUUAGCUUUAUAAAAAAGAGAAUGUUUGGGAGAGGAGCGAAGAAGAGUGACAACAUGUUGUACUAUGAGACUCUGGGUGUUCCCAAGAACGCCAGUGUAUAUGAUAUCAAGAAAGCUUACCGCAAAGCCGCCAUCAAGAACCACCCUGACAAGGGCGGCGAUCCCGAAAAGGGAUACCUCGAUGGAUCUGUCGUCCCCCUCUCCGAAGACGACGACGAAUGGUGCCAACUCGAUGCUCUUCUCCAGGGUUGGAUUCUCUCCACCAUCACCGAUAAAGUCUCUAAUCUGGUCAUCUCUUCUCUCACCACUACUUCAGCUCUCUGGAAGGUCAUCUACGACCUAUUUCACGACAAUAAACACGCCCGGGCCAUGCAGUUAGAACAUGAAUUCCGCACCACCGUCAAGGGCUCUACCUCCAUGGCGGCCUAUUGCCAGCAACUCCAAAACCUUGCAGACUGGUUGGAUGACGUCGAUGCACCAGUCUCUCAACACCAACUGGUCCUCCAGAUGCUCCAAGGGCUUCACGCAGAUCUUCAGGCUCAGACCUCGUUCAUGCAGUUUCAGGAUCCGAUGCCAAAUUUUCUUCAACCCUACUCACUGCCCGAGCCGGUGGUCAACCCCACGGCGGGACACACGGCGGCAGCGGCUAUGGCGGACAGCACGGCGGCAGCAGCUACGGUGAUGGCAACCCGGGACAGCGCGGAGGCUUUGGACGAGGGCAAGGACGUGGCGGCGGAAAUCGGGGUCGCAGACGUGGACGCCAAAACGGCUCUAGGCAACGACAAACCCGUGACGGCAAUGCCACCUGGAACUCACCUCACCCGAACCCUAACCCCGGCCUCUUAGGCCCUCGCCCUACACCCUACCCGU